This is a messenger RNA of Ceutorhynchus assimilis (cabbage seed weevil), 3504 nucleotides long. The record is from the annotation of a GenBank genome assembly. Lineage: Eukaryota; Metazoa; Arthropoda; Insecta; Coleoptera; Curculionidae.
UUGACUUUUCAGGCACAGUUUUUUUACCCCUUCUACUGAACAGUAAAAAGAAAACUAGAGAACAUCAAAAUACUUUUCUAAUUUUUGAUUUCAAAAAGAACAUUUUUUCAAUUUGGUGAAAAUGGAUACUUACGAAAGUGUUUUACUGGUGAAACCAGAAGUUUACGUGUUCAAUAUUCCUCCCAGAUAUUCCAAUAGAGGUUAUCGUGCUGCAGAUUGGAAUUUAGCUGAGCCUCAAUGGACUGGCAGGAUGAGGCUGAUAUCCAAAGGCGAUGAAUUGGCUAUCAAGCUUGAAGACAAAAACUCUGGAGAACUCUUUGCCAAGUGCCCAAUCGACACAUAUCCAGGGGUUGCAAUUGAAUCAGUUACUGAUUCUUCGAGAUAUUUUGUUUUGAGAAUUAUGGACGAUAAUGGUAGGACAGCUUAUAUUGGCAUUGGAUUUGGUGAUAGAUCUGACUCUUUUGACUUGAACGUGUCCCUUCAAGACCAUUUUAAAUGGGUGAAAAAAGAAAAACAAAUUAGCGAAGAACCCACCAGUGGUCCCAGUUUAGACCUUGGGUUCAAGGAAGGCGAAACCAUUAAGAUCAACAUGAAAAUUACGAAGAAAGAUGGCGGAGAAGGAAACUUCAAAUCAAAAGCCAAAGCAGGAGGGGUAGGAGGCUUGGGACUUUUGCCACCACCGCCGAGUGGAAAAUUGCCUGCACCACCCGGAAGUUCACCUGCUGGUUCCCCCGCGCACACACCUAAACCUGGCAAUCCUGGUGCUGGAGACUCAUGGGGCGAAUUUGCUUCAGCAGCAGCACCCACCAGCUCAGUUUCAGCACCUCAGACCAGCCCCAACACCAAUUGGGUGCAGUUCUAGUUUAACUCGUUCGAAUUGUGAUAUUUUUUUUGUAAGUAUGUACAAUGUAGGUAGUAGCAGGUCAGACCUAGCACGAACGAUUUAUAUUCUGUUAACAAAUAUGUAUUGUAUUUUAUAUUUUAUUAUUUUGUGGAUGUUUAUAUAGUUACAAUGGUGGUUAGAUUUUUUGGUUAUAACAGUAUUUAUUGGUCCUGGUUUUUAAAAAUAUUAUUAUUUAAUGUGGAAAAAUUCUUUUGUUAAAAAAAUCUUUCCCUUAUUGCUCUAUUGAAAACUGACAUAACGAUGUUACCUCAAAUUGAAAUUACCGACUGACUGAUGCAAAGUGUAUCAGCAUCUCUUUCAGAGAAAAUAAUUUGGCUGUUUUUGCUCCAAUUGGCCAAAUUUCAUACAAAAGGUACGUUGAUUUACUUUUUUGUAACCAACAUUUCUUAUGGGCGUUAUGGUACCUUUCAAUAUUUUAUUCUGAGGAGGAUAUUACUAUCUUUGGGAAAUGGCAUAUUUAGGAACCCUCUAGAGCUUGCAAUCCCUAACAUACUGGGGGUUUCUACAAACCCAUCUCUGAAACUUUCAAUCAUUAACUGUUUUACUUAAAACUUUAAAAGCCGGUAAGUUAGUCGUUGAUAUGCAUUUUGUGAUAAAAUAAGUUAUUUUGCGUCUUGCUCCGUUCUGAUACUUCUUCUGAAAGUCAUUUUGAUUUUUUUUUUGUAAUGUGAUCCAAAUCGGCCAAUAAUUUCAAAAUUUGAAUAUUUUCAGUCAUUAUGACACCUAAACUUGUUAUUUUGUAAUUGCGAUUAUCCCCUUCUGGCAUUGACAAAUGCCUCAUAAUUUGAUGUCAAAUUUCACAAGCACGUUUGUUGGUACUUAAACAGCUCAAAGUCGGUAUAAAGUUAUCUUGUGCAUUAUCAGUGGCCAGAUAUUCAAAUGAAUUUUUGCCCACCAACCAAAUGCCAAAUAUCAGUUUCAUUUUGUGUCAGAAAGCAUAUAAGGGAAAGUUUUGAUACAGUACAGUAGAUAUAUUUUAUGACGACGUCUAAUAUCAGUUAUUGCUACAAAAUUUCAGAGUCCAAGCCAGAAAUAAUACAAUGAAAUAUGUUAAAAAUAUCACCCCAAUACAAAUUAGGUUUAAUAUCAGCUUGAGCUGAUUUUACCAGCACCAUAUCAGCUUAGGUUUUAUAUCCUAGACUAGUAUUAGCUCUAAGCUAAGAAUUUACCCAAAUGUUUACAAUAAUUAGGUUUGUUCACAAACCAGUUCAUUGGUUGAAACUAGUUUUCUGACUGUUUUCAACCAGGUAAAUUGAUUAAUUAAAUAAAAAAAAUAUAUCUCGAUUGAUUUUUUGCUAACCAGGCCCAAGUAUUUAUAAAUUUAGGAUAAGAUAUUUCAGAUCCAAAUAAUGACUUAUUUUGUUGGAAAAAAAACCCUAUUUAUAUUUAUUCAAUUCCUCUGCUUAAUAUUGACAAUUAUUGUAAUUAUUUCAUAUAACUCAUACAAGAUUGUCAAUACAAAUGCUAGGGAACCUGCUCAUAAUACUGGAUCUUCGAAAAAAAAUGUAAAUCAAAGAUGGCUAUUUUUUUUUUAAAACGUAUGUCUCAGCAAUAUCUUCCUAUAAUUUUGUAAUGUCCUGCUCGAUUUAUCGUUUGACUGAUGUCAUAAACAAAAACAAAUAAAGUCUAUAUAAACCCACGCGACAUACGUUUUUGUAAUCAAUGCCCUCUUUGAGUCAGAUUUUUGUUAAAGACCUGGUUAAAUAUGUAUAACAUGUAGAAAUGUUGUUACUUACAUAGUUUUACUGCAAUUUUUGUGGUGGUUCCUUGAAGAAAUAAUUGAAAUUCAACUAAAUAAAAUACCUACUUAACAAGUUAAAUAAGCAUAAUAGUAUGUAAUUAGUGUAUAUUCAUUAUUAGAUAAGAGAAAUAAUUAUUAUUAAUGUUGGAUGAUAACAUCUAAGGAUAUUUGUUGAUGAGGCAAGUUUUUUUCAGUUGCAGAACUAUAAAAUAGAUUGUGAAUUGCCAAAAAUUAAUGUAUGUUUCAUAAGUUUUUUCAAAAAAUAAAAAAUCAAAUAUUUUAAAAUAGCAAAGUUGAUUUAAAUUAAUUUUCUUUUUCAAAGUAGGUAACCCAAAAAUCUUGAAUGGGGCCUGUUUACUGCAAGUUAGCAUCUUGCCAUCUCGCAUAGGUAGAGCCCCUUGAACUUUUUGACAAAAUAGAUGGAACAUGCUUUUCCUCAUUGCGCUUUCCGGUAGCAACAAAUAGAGCGUAUUGCAUUAAUUGUUACAGAAUAAGAACAUGUACUUAGUUAUACAUAUACGCUUAUCUCCAAAAACGUUUUUCUUGUUUUAAUACACAUAUUUGAGAAGUAUAUAUAGAUAUAGAACAUAAAAUAGGGACAUAUUUAAAAUAUAAAUGAUAAUUUUUUAUGUAAAAAAAAAGAUGGUUCAUUUAUAGAAUCUCCAAUUUUUUUUCAUCAAAUAUUUCAUGCAUAGUUACUUGCACUUCCAAAGUUUUUUUUUUUUUUGGUUAAAAAUCAGGGUGGAACAGGAAGAGUCAAUGUUGAAAAAAAAGUUUACGUUUCCAGUUUAUACAGGGAUCAGCACUCAUACAUUCCUUCCUUAUGUUGCAGUAUAAUAAAGUUAACGUAGAAUUAACA